Messenger RNA from Ictidomys tridecemlineatus (thirteen-lined ground squirrel), 9841 nucleotides. The record is from RefSeq and is a predicted model, not a curated record. NCBI's taxonomy places the organism in Eukaryota, Metazoa, Chordata, Mammalia, Rodentia, Sciuridae.
CGGCUGUCUGAACUUCCUCCCUACGGACACUCUGUGCUGCCUUCUCUCAACUUUUUCCAGCAGAAAGUUGGGAGCUCCUCAGAGCUGAGCGGCACCUGUAGUGUUGCCAUUUGCAGGGAGAGGCACCGGAGGACCCCAACCAGCUCACCCUCCAUCAAAGGAAGGAGACAACAUAGGAGGGAGCAAGAGCACCACUCUGCCCUCACUCAGCAUUCUAGGAUGCUUGUGAGGUGCCAUGGUUCCCUGGCCUUCUGCUUCCUGCUUGUCCUGCUUGAAACUCCAGGUCUUGCCAGUGAAGAGACCCUGAUGAAACCAAAACUGAACAUUUUGGGAGAUCAAGUGGUGAUCCAGGCUGGUGGAGUGUUUGACAUUACUUGCAGAGGAUUGGCUGCCAUGACCUGGACCUGGGGCAUUGGACUUGCAGGGAGUCGGACCCGCAUCUUGGAAUAUCCCUGUUCUGAUAACCACCUUUUCACUUGUAACCAACUCACUAUCUUCCACACAGAAGCUGGUGACACUGGCUACUUCACAUGUAGUUACAAAGAUGUUGCUGACACCAAUGAUUCUAAUGGCAAGGCCAGUGUAUAUGUGUAUGUCAAAGAUGACAACCAGACCUUUGUGCAGGCCUACGACAAUAUACCUCUUGUUAUCACUGUGUUUACUGACACUGAAGAGAUACUUGUACCGUGCCGGGUCACUUCCCCUGAUGUUGAUGUUAAGCUUCAACUGUUGCACCCUGCCACAUUCACCUAUGCAAGCCAAAACUGGGACCCCAGGAAAGGCUUUACUGUGAUGCGGCCCUCUUAUCAGUUCUACAGUAGUAUGCUCCAAUGCAUUGCUGAAGUCAAUGGAAAGAUCCACAGGUCACUGUAUCUCCCACAGCGAUUGGAAAUCAAGAGAGGAAAUAUCUCUAUCAGAUAUAACCAGAAGAGGCUUUUGAUGGGAGACACCCUUUUCCUGCAGUGUGUGGCAGAGACCACAUUCAAUGGACGAAUCAAACUGGAUUGGGUAUUCAACCGGCAAGAUUCUAAGACAACACCCAGGUGUUGUGAAGUUAAAAGGAAUUUGUACCAAGGGUCCCCUGUGUACAAAAGCUAUAGUAAUUUGACCAUCUGGAAUAUAACCAUGGAAGACAAGGGUUUAUAUAUUUGCCAGGAAAAUAACAACACUGCCCUGCAAGCCAACAUUACCAUCACAGUAUACAAAAAAUCAUUCCUCAAUGUGAGAUGCAAAAGAAGGUGCAUUUAUGAGGUGACAGCUGGGCAAAGGAUGCUCAAAAUAGGAGUAAGAGUGGAUGCUUUCCCUCGCCCCAAUGUGACCUGGUUCAAAGAUGGAAAACCACUCCCAGUAAACCAUACCUUCCAGCUGGACCCUCUAAACUACAGACUCAAAAUCCUGGAAGUUAAUGUAAAGUAUGCUGGAAACUACACUUUUGCCCUGAGCAAUACCAAGCAUGGCCUCUACAAAAACAUCACUGUACAACUGAUUGUCAAUGAAAAACCUAAGAUUUAUGAGAAGGAUACAGACUUGAAGAUCAAUAAUGCAGUAUUCCUGGGAAGUGAGAACACCCUUCGCUGUACUGCAAGUGGCCUGCCUUCACCCUCCUUCAUGUGGGCCUGGGAGCCCUGUAGCCAGACAGAUGAAUUUUGUAGGGAACGGGGCAAACGUAUAUAUCUUUCCAAAGAGACUUUGAAAAGUGACCUCCCUUUGAGCAACAGGAUCCUUUCCAUUGAGGAAAUGGUAUUGACACAUGGAGAAAAGACCAAGACCCUGAGCUCACUGACCAUACUGACCAGCAAUAUUUCUGGUAUAUAUUACUGCAUAGCUGUAAACAAGGUUGGCAUUGAUGAGAGAAGCAUACAGUUCUUUGUCUCAGAUGUGGCUGAUUUCAUGGAGGCAGAACCUCUAGUCUCAAUGAUUGAAGGCUAUGAUGCUCGGCUCCAAUGCAAGGCAGCUAAAUAUAUCUACAAUCAACUUGCUUGGUUCAGCCCCUUAGGCGAGAAGAUUCCUGUUAUAGACACUGAAAGCUUCAGAAGCAACUACUCCAUCUCAUUGACACUCGUGAUCAAGAAUGUGACUCAGCAGGAUAAAGGGCAGUACAAGUGCAAGGCUUGGGCACAGAAAAACAUCACCAACAUGAUGCAGCGCAACACUCAGCUCUUUAUUAGAGAAAGGGUUGCCCCAUUCAUUAUUGAGAAUCUCACCAAUAUUGAGGUCAACCACAGUGGCAAGAUUUUGCUGGAUUGCAAAGUGGGUGGAAUACCAUGCCCUCAAAUCCACUGGUUGAAAAAUGGAAUUCCUGUUCUCCCUGCUUCAGGAAUCUUCUUUGAGAAUAACACACUAAUUAUUGAAAGAGCCAAAAAAGAAGAUGAGGGCCUGUAUCUGUGCAAAGCAACCAAUGAGUUGGGAGAAGUCCACACGACAGCUCUUAUCACCGUGGAGGGCUCUGAUGAAAAAUCCAAUAUUGAAAUCAUCAUUCUUGUUUGUACUGGCCUGACAGCUACCCUUUUCUGGCUUCUUCUGACCCUGAUCAUUCGCAAACUCAGAAAGCCCAGUGUUUCAGAAAUCAAAACAAGCUACCUUUCCAUCAUUGUGGAUCCUAGAGAAAUGCCCCUUGAUCAACAAUGUGACAGGCUUCCCUAUGAUGACAGCAAAUGGGAAUUUCCUCGGGACCGGUUACAGUUGGGCAAAAUCCUGGGCCAUGGUGCCUUUGGAAAAGUGAUAGAAGCUUGUGCCUUUGGCAUCGACAAAGCUUCAACCUGUAAAACAGUGGCAGUGAAGAUGCUAAAAGAUUGUGCAACAUCCAACGAGUGUAAGGCUUUAAUGUCAGAGCUGAAGAUCCUCAUUCACAUUGGUCACCACCUCAAUGUGGUCAACUUACUGGGUGCUUGCACUAAGCCUGGAGGUCCUUUGAUGAUCAUAGUAGAAUUCUGCAGAUAUGGAAACCUAGCUAAUUUUCUGAGAGGGAAGAGAGGAGAUUUUAUUGCUUCCAAGUCCCAGCUCAAUAUGGGAAAAAAGGUGAAGACUAUUCAUGAUUCUGACAGUGAUCUCACUGAGCUAACUAAGAAUCAUCUGCAGAAUGUGGCUAGCACAGGAAGUUCCAUCAGUUCUGGUUUUAUAGAAGACAAGAGUUACAGUGAAUCUGAUGAGGAGGAAGAAGCUAGCUGCUACCUUCUGGGGGCCACAACAACCCACCAUGUAGAUGACCUCUUCAAGCAUCCCCUUACCUUAGAGGACCUCAUCUGCUAUAGCUUCCAAGUAGCCAAAGGAAUGGAGUUCCUUGCUUCCAGAAAAUGCAUUCAUCGAGACUUGGCUGCUAGGAACAUCCUUCUAGCAGAUAACAAUGUUGUAAAGAUAUGUGACUUUGGUUUGGCCAGAGACAUCUACAAAGAUCCUGACUAUGUCUGGAAAGGAGAUGCAAAACUCCCACUUAAGUGGAUGGCACCUGAAGCCAUUUUUGACAAGGUGUAUACAACCCAGAGUGAUGUGUGGUCCUUUGGAGUUCUGCUUUGGGAAAUUUUUUCUCUGGGAGCUUCACCAUACCCAGGAAUGCAAGUAGAUGAGGACUUCUGCCGUCAGCUUAAGGAGGGAACAAGAAUGAGAUCCCCUGAAUAUUCUACUCCUGAAAUCUACCAGACCAUGCUUGACUGCUGGCAUAGUGAUUACACAAAGAGGCCCAACUUCUCUGACUUAGUCAGGCAUCUUGGAGAUCUCCUUCAGGCCAAUGUUCAACAGGAUGGCAAAGAUUACAUACCACUUAGUGGCAAUGGUAGAAUUCCCACAUUUAGGAUGCUGGAUCCAAUGCAAGACACCUUAAGCAAUGAGAUCAUCCUGGAAAACAGCAGCAUUAAAUCCCAGAAGAAGCCACUAGUUGGGCUAUUUGAUGAGAUGGAGAUCUGCGAGGAACAGGAUGACGCUGUGCUUGGGGAUACAGGAGACUAUGAAACUGUUCUUAAUUGGGAUAAAACCAAAAGCCAGAAGUGCCUGGAAACCCAUGCCUGGCCACAUGGCAUCACAGCCUUACUCCUGAGACCUCUCAGCAAGAACAAAGAUUCCCUUCUGAUGGAGACUGAGCUGGAUAUUUUGAAAUACCAUUCAGCCCCUGAGCUUGGACAAGAAGAUCAGAUGGAAGUAUCUUCUCUCCUGCCACUGGAUCCCACCCUUGAGUGCCACAGCCCACCUCCCGACUAUAACUUUGUGCUUCACUACAGCACUCUACCCAUGUAACUCACUAGCAGGAUUGUUCCUUUGCUACUGUUUUUCACAUCACUCCCUUUUCCUCCUAAAAGUCAAUAAUUCUUUUCAUAGCUAUGUCAUUGUUACAAUGCUACUAAAUUUUCAUGGAAGAAGUAAAAAAGAGAAAGUUCAAAAAAUAUUUAUCUCUCACACUUUUGUGGGGCACAGCUGCACCAAGCUAGGCUACCAGACCUGAUAACACACAAUUACUUCCACUUCUAUAUCUUCUGCCAUUAAGUAUAUAUUAACUUACCCAGGUGUGGCUAGCCUCAUUAGAAGCAGCCUCAGUAAUUCUACAUGUGCACCUCACCAAUGUUUCCUAUUAUUCUUUAGUGAAGGUUACUUAAAGGACCAAAUUCUAAUCUCUCUUUAAAGACCUUAAGAUUCUCCAAUCAAAACAUGGGUUACAUUUUAUUCAGACCUCAUUGAUUAACCUCCAACAUGGGUUUAGUAGAUGUUUAUAUGGGUAUCUUUUUUUGUAUGGUGCUGGGGAUUGAACCCAGGGCCUUGUGCAUGCAAGGCAAGCACUGUACCAACUGACCUAUAUCCCCAGCCCAGGGUAUCUUUUCUUAAUAAUUAAAGCAGCCAAAACCUUCAGGGGUUUUUCAUUGGAUGAGUGUAUUUAGGAUACACUCUACAAAUACAACAAGCUUAUCAAAUAUGUUGUCUUCCAAGACCAGAAAACAUGCAAACAGAUUCCCUGGCCAUUUACUAAUGUGGAUAUCAAGAAUACCAUUACUUGAAAUCCCAGGCAAAUGUAUAGGGUCCAUAGCAACAAACAAAGUGUCUCACUUGAAAGCAAUGAGGGAGAUACUUUUCUUUUUCUGAUGGCCCCUCCAGAUUGCAGCUUUUCUUGGCAGAUAUGUCACUGGACUUGUGUCUAUUAAUCUUUGGGGUGUCCACUACAGCUUCAAUUUCCUCCUCACAUCUCCAUGCAUCACCCUAUCAGGGGAUUCCCACAGGCAAUCCAAACCUACUGCAAUUUGCCAGCCUCUUAGGUCUUCCUUUGAAAUCUUGGUGGAAGCCUCCAUGACCUCCUAAUCUUGAAAAUCCAGCAUGUAUGGUUGCUGCCAAGAUCUGUCACCAUCUUGAGCAGAGCCAAGCCUCCAAGGACUCUGGCUGCAGUAGUCUCUGAGUGCCUGGUUGGCUGAGAAUGGUGAAAGAAGUUCCUAGGUACCCCUGUGCAAGUAGGGUGCUCCCACGGUCUUUUCUAAGGAUAUUUUACUUCAACAUUCUUGAGCCUGAGAUGGGUGUGGUCAUACAUAUUCUUGAGAAGCCCUCAUGCCAUCUUUUUUUACUGUUUCUUGGCAAAGUCUAAUCUUUAGUGUGCAUAAUGUCUUUAAAAACCACAUCUUCCUUAGCCCCAGUUUUGCUCAGUUUUCUGGCCAAACUGCAAUUUUUCAAAUAUUUCUUCUUUGUAUUCUGCUUCUGAUUUUCAAAAUAAACUUGGCUACAAGUUUCCAUUAAUACACAUGCAUGCCACUGCCUGAAUGCUAUGCUGCCUAGAAAUUUCUUCUGACAGAUUAUUUAGUCUAUCAUCUUUAAAUUCAGCUUCACAGAAAGUCUCAGGACAUGGAAAAAAUGGAGAAAAAUUCUUACCCAGAACAUAAAACAAAUUAACUCUAGUCCACUUUCCAAUAGAGUCCUCCUCCUCUGAAAUAUCAUAAACUCCAUCUUUACUGUAUGCAAUCCUAUGAGCAUUCUGGUCUUCUGAACUUCCACCAGAAUUUCCUUUUAGGGUAUAUUUACAACACUCUAAAGCUUUACCAGCUUGCAUUGUUAAACAUUUCAAAAUUCAUCUUAUAAAUUCCAAAAAGCUCCAAAACUUUUAAACUGCAUGGUCAGGUUAGUCACAUCAAUGGCUCUACUUCUUGGUACCAACUUCUGUUUUAGUCAGCUUUUCCCCUGUGGUGACCAAAAAUACCUGAAAAGAAUAAUAUAAAUGAGGAAAAUAUUAUUUUGGAGAUCAUAGAUUCAGAGUUCUUAGUCCAUAGAAGUCUGACUCCAUUCCUCAAAACCUAAGGUGAGGGAAAACAUCAUGGCAGAAAUGAGUGGCAGAGGAAAGCAGUUGUACAAAUAGCAUCAGGAAGGAGAAGGGAGAAAGAGGGGGGGGAGGGAGGAGAAGAGGAGAAAUACUCCAUCAUUCAGGGACAAAAUACUCUACUCAUGGCCCCAAUGACCCACCUUCUCCAUCCACACCCUACCUGCCUACAGAUACCAGCCACUAUCAGGGAAUUAGUUCACUUAUUGGUUUAAGACUGUCAUACCAAUCAUUUCAGUUUUCAACCCUCUUGCUUUGUCUCACACAUGAGUUUUGGGGGGACAGCUCAUAUUUAAACUAUAAUAUUGAUGCUAUGUCAUUCCCCUUUUGAAGCCAGUAUGAAGUCAUAUCAUGUCUAAUUAGGCAGUGCCUCCUAUAUUCACCCUUGGUCAUGCAACCACACCAGACUAAAUAAGGAGUUCCUCCCUGGAUUUGUUGGGGCAUGGGAAAUACUCACUGAUUUUAGAGGUAGUCAUCCUCUUGUCUCUCACUCUCAUAUCAUCAAGAAAAAAAAAGAGGAACAAGCAACAUUCCACAUAAAUCAGAACCUGGAAGACCCUUUUUCCUUCCUACUCCCAAUUAGAUAAAGAAAACUGACACUAAGAUAAGGGAAGGAGCUUACAUUCAUGUCUCUUGACUACUGGCCCAAUGCUGUUUCCACUAUUUACAUUGUCAAGCCAUACAAUAUGUACACACACACACACACACACACACACACACACACACACUUGCUAAUAUGAAUAAUGAUGGCCCUGAAGAAAACCCCAGAAAUUUGGCUUUUUUCUCCUUUUUAUCUAGCAUUGCACCUAGAAAAUAUGACUUGCUCAUAGAAUUGGAGGUCUGGGCUUCUGCCACAACUAUCCAUUUUUUUCUGUGGUUGAGUUUAGAACUCAAGGGCUAUCAAAACCAAAUUUUAACUUGUGACUCAAGAACAUUAGUGGCAAGAAAAACAUUGAGAGACAGGAUAGGUCCAGGUGCUGUCUACUAAAGAAAUUUCCAAAAAUACCCAGAGCCUCUUGGUUUAAGAAUGCUCAAAGCCAGGAUGUAAAUGCAAGCUCUUUCCUAUCUCCAUUAUUAACAAUACUAGAAUUAUUUUCUACUUGACUCAUAACAAGUAGGUUGAAGUAUGUAAUGUGAUAACACUAGGCAACUCACCAGUAAAAUUGCUCCUCAUUUCUUUAGAAUUUACCCAUUAAAUGGUUUCUGGAAAUGAUUUGAAAUAGAUUUGCCACUGAUGUAGGAAGAUUUCAUGGGUUAAAUGGAACAAGCUAUCACUGGAAGUUGGUGAUGAGGCUCCAAGUCUGGUUCCUUCCUCUUUUCCUGUAAUUGCUGUGUACUCAUGGCUCUAGAGAUAGCAGGAAGUUUAUCCUCAUGUGGCCACCUACCUAGUAGAUCUUCUGAAUAUUCCCUAAUGUUCAACAUCUUUUACAAGGGCUAGUUUUGGCUAACUAAACAUUAUGUAGUGAGUUCCCCAGGAACAGAACCCAAUGUCAUUAUCAUCACUGGGAGAAAGAGAAUGAAGGGUGCCAAAAAACUCUUCAGUAAUGCACAUAUCUAUACUAUCUAGUGUUUUCAUAAAAGUUCAUUUCAUGAUACAUUCAGAAAGUGGAUUCCCCUUUGUCAGAGGACAUGCUUGUAUUGCAUUUGCCUCAUAACAUGUUCUCAGGACAGAUAAAUAAUUAAAAACUUCAAUAUGACUGCAUGAAUCCCCAAAGAUCAUAUUGACUUCUUCAGAUAGUUUCAAAUCCCUUGCACCCCCACCCCAACACAGGACUUCUGAAUUUCAUGAUAAAAUUAUCAUAGUUCCUUUCCAUAAGAUUUCAUGAUAGGAUGCUUAGGCAACAAAAAAUAGCAACAGUGCUCCAGGUUGGGAAAAGUUCUGUUAUGCUCUAGGUCAUUACACUCCACUGUUAGCUCUCUUUAACUCAAGACGAUGCAAAGGGGAAGGGAAGAAUGAAUUGGCAUUGACUUUGUGACUCAUUUACUUACCUGAGAGAUUGAGAGGGAACUUUUAAAGUUAAGAAAAUCUAACUAGUCAACUUUAUAAGGGAUUUUUGCCCAACUCCAAGAAGUGUCUCCAGUUACCUGCAUUUCUCUGAUUUUGUUACAAUCUUUCACUCAACAAGAUGAACUUUUCUUUACCACAUUCUGUAGUCUUUUUAAUAUCUAUUUCUAGACUAUAGGAGUAAUAAGGCACUCUAGUAACACGUAACUCUCAAGAUAAAAAUUCUAAAACCUCCAGUAUUCUCCUUAGAAAUAUAGCUGUGCAGCAGAUUGAUGAUUUAUUAUUACAACUCCUGUGUAAUUAUACUUAUCAGCAGACUUGUAACAUACCUUUUAUAGAACCACUCCCAGGAAUCCAUUUUACAUGGCUUGAUGAAGUGCUUUGUCUAUGCCCUGUACCUGACAGUUCCACAAACACUCAUUAACUCCCAGAGAUCUUCUGACAGCAAUAUAUUUUCAUAUCAAAUAGGAGUUUACUUCAGAGAUGGACCAGUUCUCAUAAGGUGUGCUAAUAUUACCCUGGUAUGUUCACUACUAGUCAGGCCAGACUUUGUUUAUGUAAUCCCUCCACUCCCCACAGAAAAAUAUAGUUAUAUCAGGGAUCCUCCCACCUGCUCCAUAUAUCUCUGAUCUAAUCUCUUGGCAGAUAGCUGAAGAGAGUUAUUAAAGUAAAUUAUCAUGUCUUUUGCUUCUGGUUGCAUAAAAUGUGCCUGUAACCAAGAUGGCAGUGACAACAGCAACUACAAGAAUAUUGCAGAUUGACUCUGCCACUAAGUGGCCAACACAAGACUCCAGGUCAGUGGACAUGGAACUCCUCGACUGUCUCAAAUAAAUGUUCACUGUGAUAUUCUUCCUCUUCGGACUAUUGGUCAAAAAUGUCCAUAAAUUGCUGGAUGCCAUCAAAACUUACUAGUAUUAAUUACCCCCUAUGAAUAUAAUACCAUUCUGAAGGGACACAAUCAUUCCCUUUUAGUAAAAGAAAACUAUUUGCCCUUGCGAAAGGGUAAGCUCAGAUGAAAAAAGACUUUUAGCACGGUUUCGCCUUUUAACCCAUACUUUAAGAAUAGCAAUUUUUCAGUUUUCUGAAAAAGGAAAAUAGAAAGUUUUUCCACAGAUUAAUGAUAAAAAACACAUUGAGCAAAAGAUGGGAAGAUGACCCUGGAUAAACAAAUGAUGAAAGUCAGUGUAGAGCAAGCCAGUACUCAACAAAUUCCCAGCCCUUCUAAAUAAUCCUUCCACUUGAGAUGUUGCACCAUAAUUCCUAUAGUAUUCUUUCUUUUCAGUUCUUCAUAUCCCUUGGCUAAAAAUACUACAGUAAAAAAAAUAAAGAAGAGAAAAGAAAAUAAAAGGAAAAAGAAAGCAUUCUAGCUAACUCCAACCUCAAAUUUUAGAAACAAAAAGCAAGUCCUUUAUAACAUAGAGCUAUUGCUUAGCUUGUCCCUCAACUAUCUAAGGGAUAUACCCAACUGAAGAAAGCACUUCCCUCAUAAGUUGUGUCUUAUUAUGUAAUCAAAAUCGUAUUGUAUAUUUCAUUUUCAAUAAAAACUUCAUAUAUAUUUC